CAAAGAGAGAGGGGUUGUGACAGACGGACAAUCUUUUUUUGAUAACCUAAAACGAUCCUAAUUAAUAGAAAUAAAAGGUGUUAUUAUAAAUAUACAUACCCGGAGUAUUCAUGAAAAGUGGAUUACUACGGAUACAGGAUCGCUUACCCGUCAAAUGUAAAGUUGGAGCUGGCGAUGAUGUCCCUUCGUUUGCAGUCAAAUCCACUUACCUACGUUAACAUUUAAACCCAUUUCGACGCCCUGCUGUUGUAAUUUCCCCAAGAAAAACUGAAGUUUUGAGCGGAGGUUUGCAGCUAAACGGAGACAAAAUGGCACUCGAGUCAAAGACGCUGCGUUUCAAGUCCAAGUUUAUUACGGCCGAGCUGGCUCGUCUGUUCAGCCAGUCUGACAGCGAGGAGGACUUUGAAGGCUUCGGUGAGGAGGAUGAAAGAGCGGACAGAAGACGUUUUAACAUGCGAUUUAACACUAAGAUGUUGGACUCAGAAGAUGGCAGUGAUCUGGACACAGGCUUCUACUCUGAUGGUGAGGAGACACCAGCGCCCAAGAGAAAAAGUCUCUUAGUCGCUCUCAGAUUUCCUGUCAAACAGUCGCCCACCCCCAAACGGGAGCCACAAGCAAAAAGCCUCAGGAAGCCGGUUAAAGAAACCGUGGCGCAGAGGGUGAAGAAGCAGGAGGAUAAACAAAGAGCAGAGAAGACGGAGGAGGAGCAGGGAGAAGACGAGGCCAUGUGCCAAAGUCUGAGGAAGCGGGACAAAAACAUCCAGGAGAACAAGGCCAUGCUGGCUAAGCUGUUUGCUGAUCUCAGCACUAUGGCUGACCUGACUUUGCCCAACACCCCUCAAAAGAAGAAGCGCUCUCCGAUGAAAACAACGCUGCGCAAACGCAAAUUGGAACAGAACAGUGGCUCUGAAAGGAGGAACCCGUCCCGUAAAGCCCGCCCUCCUGAGAACUUUGCCGUGGACCAAGUGUGCGAGCCAUUGCCCCGCAGCGGCCCCAAGGCGAUAGACCUCAGGAGACUGGUGGAGGUGGAUGAAGAAAGUGCUGGCAACAGGCUGAAGAAGAAGAAGAAGAGGAGGAGCAGGAGCCACAGACGCAGUCAAUACGAGUUCAAGUCGGUUGAUGACAUCACCGAAGAAGACUUGGACAACGUAGCGUUCCGCAGCAAAGACAAGAUCUGGGACAAGGACAAUGGAAGCUCGUGCCACCAGUGCAGACAGAAAACCCUGGAUACGAAGACGGUGUGCCGCAGUGGGUUUUGUUCAGCGGGCAAAGGCCAGUUCUGUGGGCCGUGCCUGAAGAACCGCUAUGGCGAGGAUGUGUGCACUGUAUUACUCGACCCGACAUGGUCGUGUCCUAUCUGCAGAGGAAUGUGUAACUGCAGCCUGUGUCGAAAGAAAGAGGGUCGCUGUGCUACUGGCAUUUUGGUCGGGCUGGCCCGCUACAAUGGCCAUGACAACGUCCAUGAGUAUCUGGAGAGAAUUCAGAAGGAGCUACAGUAAAGACCAGGGAGAAGCUCCAAGUCCUCCUACAGAUUGAUACACUGCACAGUACUUUAGAACUCUUUUAAUAAAUGUUUAUAUGUUAGAACAGUCUUUUUAUCUCACUAGAUUCACACUAUUGUCAUAGUAUAAAAAAAAAACACUGUAACAGUAUUAGUACUGUACAUUUUUUUUUUUACCUUGCAUUUUUGGUUUGUUUUCCUUAGUUUUUUCCCUCUCCAGAACAAACUAGGACUUAUUUGUAACUAAUACAAAAAACUUUACCACUGUGUACAUUGGUGCCUUUGACAUAACGUCUUUAAUUUCGUGACCACACUUGUAACUCAAAACACUCAUAUCGCAGAUCUUUUCCAAUUGAAAUUACUUAAAAUGCCAUUUAUCCAUUCCAGCUGCCCACAAAACACCAACAAAAAUAAAAAAAAAAAUAUCAAUGUUGUACUUUAUAAAAACAUGCAGUAAUAACAUAAUUACAAAUAAUGGUAAUAAUAAAACAAAUUGUACAUUAUGGUUAAUUAAUUGUGUGGCUCCUUUUGGUGUGUUUUGGCCACCGAGGGGGACAGGUGGGGGGGUAAUACAGAUUGUUUACUGAUGUGACAAAAUGCUAGUUUCAAUAGCGCAUCUAUGGUGUUUUGCUUUGUGUGUUAGCAUUAAGUUAGUAGACUUAGCUAAGGCAAAGUUUGUUUUUUUAAAUACGAAGCAAAUAAUUCUGUUUUAUAUUCAGUUUGACAAAGUUUAACUAGGAGUGGCAAUAAGCAGCUUGAAGUAAGCGCUUGAUCUUUUUUUUUUUUUUUUUUAUUGUUCACUAGCUGACAAACUGCUGCUCGUUGUGAAGUUCGCUGCCACUACAGAGUGCUUGUAUCUCAAAUUUUACUUGAGAGUCAAAGCAAAAAAAUCGUCCGGGCAAAGGCUCGUAUCUUGAAAAACUCAUAAGUCAGGUCACACGUAUGUCGAGGUACCACUGUCUCUUAAUUGUUAUCCUAGUGUAAUAAUAUAGCUCUAAUGAAGACUGACUUCUGUUCUGAAUUGUCAUGUUUUUGUGUACUUGUAAUUCGCUAGUUUGAGGGAUUACCAACCAGGGUGCCGUGGCACCCUAGUGUGUCAUGAGAGCUCAAAUAGGGGUGCAGCAGGAAAUUAUUCAUUUUGACUUCAUGUCCGAACAUGCAUUAAAGACCCAGUAAAUUCA
This is a messenger RNA of Phyllopteryx taeniolatus (common seadragon), 2682 nucleotides long. It is a transcript of the gene cdca7b, whose product is annotated as cell division cycle associated 7b. Lineage: Eukaryota; Metazoa; Chordata; Actinopteri; Syngnathiformes; Syngnathidae. Gene Ontology annotation, biological process: regulation of DNA-templated transcription. Gene Ontology annotation, cellular component: nucleus. The coding region runs from base 309 to 1499 and encodes 396 amino acids. The transcript has 10 exons. The record is from RefSeq and is a predicted model, not a curated record.